AUGCGUGAGGGUCUAUCUCGUGUCGAAGUAAUCGAUGAAUUGCUUCUUUUUAUUGUAGCGGGUUGUGAAACAACAGGAACUGCACUUGCUUGGUUUAUAUAUUUUAUGAGUAAAAAUCCUCGUGUACAAGCUAAAAUUAAAGCAGAACUUGGUGAUAAUAAGCAAAAUCGAGUAUCUGUCGAACAAAUUGAAUCUUUGACUUAUUUGGAUUGUGUUAUACAAGAACUUUUCCGUUUUCUUCCACCUGUUGUCGGUACAACUCGUACAUUAACUAUAGAUGAUCAAUUACCAGGAAGUGGUAUUCAAUUGCAUAAGGGCGAUGAAACAUUCAUUUCAUUCUACAAUUUAGCUCGAGACAAACGAUGUUGGAAAAUUGAUCCUGAUUUAUUCUAUCCCGAACGUUUUCAAGGUGAAGAUAAAGAUCAUCAUCCAUAUGCAUCAAUUCCUUUUGGUGGUCAUCGACGAUGUAUUGGUCAAGAUUUAGCUCGUUUUGAAUUGAAAGCAAUUAUAGUGAAAUUAAUGCAACAUGUUACUUUUGGUGAUGGUGGUGAUCAAGUUAAUGCGGGUGGAUAUAUUCAAAAAAUGACUGUGAUACCGAAACAUAUUGGUGUCGCUAUAACAUUUGAUUAA
Molecule: messenger RNA, 630 nt
Organism: Didymodactylos carnosus
Lineage: Eukaryota; Metazoa; Rotifera; Eurotatoria; Philodinida; Philodinidae
Source: the annotation of a GenBank genome assembly